Aspergillus wentii DTO 134E9 is the source of this 705-nucleotide messenger RNA. RefSeq lists its product as uncharacterized. The transcript has 5 exons. The coding region runs from base 1 to 705 and encodes 234 amino acids. NCBI's taxonomy places the organism in Eukaryota, Fungi, Ascomycota, Eurotiomycetes, Eurotiales, Aspergillaceae. The record is from RefSeq and is a predicted model, not a curated record.
AUGCCUUUCAGCUUCUUCCGCGGGUCCAUAGGCAAACCUGUCCACUUCAGCGACGCUGGAAUCUGGACAUUGACAGAAAAGCUCGACGAGGAAAAUACCCAGCUGAGUGAAGAGGACUAUGAGAUUUUCAAGGACGCUGGUGGUCUUGGAGCAGCUUAUGGAACAUUCCUUGCCACAAAAACCCAUGACAGCAGCACAGAGACUGCACUCAUAAGGGCUUUUCUACAGGUUCCACAUGCUGGAUCUUCAUUCAUGACACCCGAAGAAAGAGCCGACCAAGCCGUCGACAGAAUCGCAAGACUUGCUCGAAUGGAAAUCGAUGCCCUGAUGCAGUUGACAGCCAAUAAUUCUCAAUGCUCCCAGCCCUCCUCAGCAGCACGCCUUCCUGGUGUUCGACUUGACACUUGUUUUUGGGACUACGAUCGGUCUGAACGUGAUGCAAUUCGCAGUGCGUUUCGGACUGCUUGGGAGGAAUCUGUUCGUGCAGGUAUCAUCAACGAGAGCGUAGGUCUUGAGCAUCCUUUAUGGGAUCGGGGUCAUCAGAAAGUCUAUUUUACUGCUUUUCAAUCAUGGUGCCUCGCAGAACCAAUUGAUGUAUGGUGGGAUAUUUUUUGGAUCAUGUGGGGGCUGGCUGAAAAGCCUCGAGGAUAUCGCUUGUCGGAGGAAACUGAGAGAUUUCCUGAUAAAACUUCGUGGAAAUUGUGA